GGCAAAACACGAUACUUGAGGUGAAAGUGUGCCGUGUCUGUACAUCCACAUCCAUGAAACGCACACAUCACGUGUGCGAGGUGUCCUCACCCGACCCAAUGCAAGGCAAAAAGCGGUGCACGUCUGUCCCUCCCACCGAGACGCUGUAUUACCUGACUAAAGGAUGCACGAAAGACAGGACCGGUCUCCCUAUCCUACGGGUGCUGUGGGUAUGAUGAAGCGAUUCAUACUAUCGAGGUGCCAGCUCAACAAGGGCACACAUGCAGUGGGGCGGGGCGUAGCUGGGCGUACACGAAAAAGAGCAACAAACGAGUAGGCGGCAAAAUGCAGUCAGUGAUCAUUAUACACCAGGGUAUGCACAGAGGCCCUCACGGGCCCUCCCUUGCUGUCCGCUACGCACUAGAGGAAAGUCGUGAGCGACAAACAUGAAAACUGCCCCUCACCCCCAGUGGAAAAACUCGCAGUAAUACAUGAAAUGCCCUGCUCUCACGGCUCGGGCUGCACCUCCCUCACUUCAUCGGCAGUCAGCGGCUCUUCCUCCGUGUUGCGGUCCAGCAGUGAGUCCAGGAUGCUCGUCAGGGUCUCUCCAGCCUGAGAGCCUUGGUCGUCGCCGCCGCCCUCGCUGUCGCUGUCCUCGGUGUUGCUAGUGGUGUCGUCGACCGGCUCGUCGAUGCGCUCCACACACAUGCCUGGGCGGACACACACCUCACCCUCGAUGCAACCCUCCCCGCUGCACCCAGUCGUGACUCUGCGGCAGGCGCAAGAGUCGCCCAUAGGCAGGAAGGGAAUGCGCAUCGCCGUCCGCGUACACACCUCAUCUGAAACACACACCGCAGCAGCAGCACGUCCCAAUCUCUGCAGGUCUAUGUGUUUGGGUCAUCCAUUGCCUCUCUGACCUUCAGCACAACCGCCUUCGCAGCCCUCGUCAAACUCAGGGUCGCACACCUCCCUGCAGACGUUGCUGGAUAUGCCGAACAUGUUGAAGAACUGCAAUUUGAGCACACAAACAACGACGACAGAUGUGGCGAUAUGGAUUUGGACACAUUGGUCAGCCCACAGCUUCGCUCACUGAAGUGCAGACGGCCGCAGUCCCAUCACAGGUGCACACGGGGCUCUCCUCAACGCACGUGCCCUGUGUGCGGUCUCUGACGAGGUUGGCGCACACGCGGCCCUCGUCGCAGUCGGCUGUCGAGCGGCAGGUGACGGAUGCGCCAAGAUCUUGAGCGGCAACGAAGAGGGGAACGGCGAGGCAGACGGCGAUGAAAACAAAGCGAGCGAAUGUCAUCUUGGCGAUGAAUGACAACAGUGGAGGCUCCUGAACGCUCCUCUUUUUCCAAAC
Messenger RNA from Vitrella brassicaformis, 1339 nucleotides. The record is from the annotation of a GenBank genome assembly. NCBI's taxonomy places the organism in Eukaryota, Vitrellaceae.